Molecule: messenger RNA, 2699 nt
Organism: Stegastes partitus (bicolor damselfish)
Lineage: Eukaryota; Metazoa; Chordata; Actinopteri; Pomacentridae
Product: phosphatidate phosphatase LPIN1
Exons: 16
Coding region: 75-2234 (719 amino acids)
Biological process (GO): fatty acid catabolic process; positive regulation of transcription by RNA polymerase II; cellular response to insulin stimulus
Cellular component (GO): mitochondrial outer membrane; nucleus
Molecular function (GO): transcription coactivator activity; phosphatidate phosphatase activity
Source: RefSeq, a predicted model, not a curated record
UGGAACGUGCUCACGGAGCAAAGACGCCACCAGACGACCUGCUCGGAACCACCGGGUCGGACCGCCAUGGAACCAUGACGUCGGCCGAGGACGCAGAGGAGCUGGAGGAGGCCGAGCAGCAGGACGACACCACCUGGAGCUGGACCCGUCUGACCAUGAACUACGUGGGCCAGCUGGCCGGCCAGGUGUUCGUCCAGGUGAAGGAGCUUUACCGAGGCCUGAACCCGGCCACGCUGUCCGGCUGCAUCGACGUCAUCGUGGUGCGGCAGCCCGAUGGAUCGCUGCAGUGCUCGCCGUUCCACGUUCGCUUCGGCAAGAUGGGUGUCCUGCGGUCCAGAGAGAAAGUGGUCGACAUGGAGAUCAAUGGCGAGCCGGUGGAUCUGCACAUGAAGCUGGGCGACAACGGGGAGGCUUUCUUUGUGCAGGAGACAGAAAACGAUCAGGAAGUGGUCCCGUCCUACCUGGCCACGUCCCCCAUCCUGUCCGACGAGGCCAUGAUGAGCUCCGGCCUGCUGAAGACCUCCGGGCCCUCCAUCCAGACGCUGGGCUCGCUGGGCGGCGGCGCCGAGACCGGCCUGAUGAAGAAGAGGAGGAAGAGGAGGAGGAAGUCGCGGGCGGACAGCGUGAGGCGGGAGGAGAGCGGCGACUACUCGGCCGACGAGGACAUGUUCAGCAUCGAGAUCAGCUCGGACGAAGGGGCGGAGAUGGAGAGCAGCAGGUCUUCGUCUCGGGAUGUUCUGAGAGACGAGGCAACAGUCGGUCCGACCGGUGGCUCGUACAAACAGACGAGCGUCUACACGCGCUCAGACGGAGACUGGAGUCCGAUUCAGAGUCCAGGAAACUCCCGCCCGACGUCUCCAAAGAGUGACUCUGAGCUCAUCACCAAACCGUCGGAUGCCGGCGGCCAGAACCCGGCCAUGCACUGGGCCUGGGGGGAGCUGCCUCAGGCUGCCACGCCCUCCUUCCUCCCUCUGAAGCCGGAGCCUCCGUCCGUCUGCCCCGUCUCCAUCCCCGUCACCGAGAGCACACACUUCAGGGUGAUCAGCCACGAGAUGCUGGAGGAGACGGUGGUCACGGUCGGGAUGGAGAUGGAGACGUCCAGGAUGGAGACGUCCAGGAUGGAAACGUCCAGGAUGGAGACGUCCAGGAUGGAGACGUCCAGGAUGGAGUGUCAGGCUGCAGGAGGAGCAGCAGCUCGCAUGAUGUCUGACAUGGAGGAGACGAUGCUCCGUCCGCUUGGCAAGACGGACUCUCCAUCCAAGAGAAAAGUUUCUGGAGGUUUCUUUGCUCCCGUCUCAUUUUUCUUCACCGUGGAUCACUUCAUAAAGUACUAUAACUGGAGCACGGCGGCUCCCCUGGUGCUGGCGAUGCAGGCCUUCCAGAAGCCUCUGCCCAAGGUCGCCGUGGAGAACAUCAUGAAGGAGAAGAUGCCCAAGAAGGGAGGCCGCUGGUGGUUCAGCUGGAGGGGCCGGAACAGCGGCAGCAAGCCGGACUUGGCGUCGGAGCGAGGAGCCUGUGGUUCUGCUGAGCAGGUCGGGAAAAUGACAAACCGACACAAGGAGGAGUCUUCUUCCAGCGACGAAGACCACCGAGCUGCCAAGCAGAGCUCCGGUUCCGUCCAGUCAGAACCUGGACUCGCGUCGGGAGGCGUCUCGUACAAGAAAACGCUCCGACUCACGUCAGAGCAGCUGCUGUCUCUGCAGCUGCAGGACGGACCCAACGACGCCGUGUUCAGCGUGACCACCCAGUACCAGGGGACCUGCCGCUGCCAGGGAACCAUCUACCUGUGGAACUGGGACGACAAGAUCAUCAUCUCCGACAUCGACGGAACCAUCACCAGGUCGGACACGUUGGGCCACAUCCUGCCCACGCUGGGGAAGGACUGGACCCACCAGGGCAUCGCUCAGCUCUACCACAAAGUCAGCCAAAACGGCUACAAGUUCCUGUACUGCUCGGCCCGAGCCAUCGGCAUGGCCGACAUGACCCGCGGCUACCUGCACUGGGUCAACGAGAGGGGCACCAUGCUGCCGGUCGGCCCGGUUCUGCUGAGCCCCAGCAGCCUGUACGUCCGUCUGGGCGAGGUGGUCGACCACGUGUUCCCUCUGAAGAUGCGAUCGUCUUCUUCGGAUUUUCCCUGCUCGGACACCUUCAGCCACUUCACCUACUGGAGGGAGCAGCUCCCCCUGGUGGAGCAUCAGGGCGCUGCGCAGCAGCAGGAGCAGCUCCAUGAAUGAACAAACGAACGAGCCGAUCGGCGACGUGUUUCUGUGGACGUUUACAGACGAUGCAGCACUUUUAUCAGAGAGUCGACCGGCCGGCUGUGAAAAGUCUUAACGCACAAGACGGACGUAUAAUCAACGCACUUUUACUCGGAGGCGCCUCGGAGGUCGUCUCCUUUAUAUGUAUAUGAGAAGUUAUUUAUUCAGGCAGCUUGUAGCACACGUAGCGUUCUGGUGGGAGCGUUGACGCGACGUUCUGUUAGCAUUCUGAGUGUAACCGACUCGACCCGGUGCCAAAUUAGGUUUCUUCUUACGCAGCUCCCUUGUGCAGGUUUAUGAUGCAGCACACCCGACAGAAUAAAGGUCAAAGCAGUUUUAUUGGUACCGAGCACAGCGAACGGAGAGUUUGUUUAAAUGCACUGUAAAAAAUGUAUUUAAAUUCUGAACAUCUGGCAGCAGAAGUACCAGAAAAUCUAAAAA